UUUGGCCGCAGAUAAAAGGGAAAUGAUAGUGAGGAAACACACAUUCCUCUACGCACACGUUUACUCACACACAUACAUUCAUACAUGUAAUGGAAUAGAAGAACUGCAUGUUUUAGAGCUACUCUUCAUCUUUUUCUCUCACUAGUGAGGACGUGCCUCGCCAUAUAAUAUCUUUCAAGAAAUAUUUUAUCCAUUUAAUUUUGAUAGAAUUGAAUUGAAUUUGAAUGCAUCUGGGUUAUGAAUGAUGGUGAACUAGUCGUGAACUCACACACACACACACACGGUUUGAGAAGACACUUCCUUUAAUCUUGUUUUGUAAACCACCAAACUAAAAAACCACCAAAAAGCCUUUAGGCUUCAGAGGAUAUUAAGAGUUCCGAGUGUCAAAAGGAGGACAAAAGGUAAAAGCCCCCCCCCCUGCCCACCUGAAGAUGUCCAACAGUACAGUUUGCCCCUCCCAGAAGCUGCACCCCUCCCUCCCCUGGCUGAUGGUGGUAUUCUAUCUGGGCGGCUUCCUGCUGAACAGCCUGAGCCUGUGUCUGUUCGGCUCCCGUGCCAUGAAGUGGAACUCUGGCGUGGUGCUGCAGUUCAACCUGGCCCUGAGCGACAUGCUGAUCACGCCGGCCGCCCCCUUCAUAGUGCUCUACUCCAUGUGGGACGACUGGCCCUUCGGCGUCUUCCUGUGCCAGUUCAAGGUGUUCCUGCUCAGCGUGCACGUGUACGGAGGCAUUUGCUUCCUGACGCUCAUCAGCAUUCACCGCUGCUCCACCGUGGCCCGGCACAGGGGCCCCACCCAGUCGCGCAUGGCCAACCCCCAGUACGUCCGUCGGCUGUGUGCGGCCGUGUGGGUGGCGCUUCUGCUCCAGGGCCUGCCCUUCUUUGGGCUGCUGGACACCUGGGUGGACGAAGCGGACAACACCACCAAGUGCCUGAACUUCCACCAGCCCAACAUGGCCACGCUCUUCUUCGUCUACAACCUGACGGUGCUGGUGGCGGGGGUGGUGGUGCCGUUCUGCGUGUUCGCCGCCUGCUACGCCUGGCUGGGCGCGUUCCUGUCCCGCGUCAAGGCCCAGGGGGCGGACGUGAAGGGCCGCGCCGCCCGGGUGAUCGCCGCCUGCAUGUUCAUCUUCACCCUCUGCUACGUGCCGCUGCACGUCACCCGCACGGUGGGCGUGACCGUCGCCCUCUUCCACCCGACCCGCUGCCAGAUGCUGAAUCGCGCUGAGGACUGGUACUACGCUAGCUUCACCCUCUCCGCUGCCAACUGCUGCCUGGACCCCCUGCUCUACUGCUUCUCCUCCCGACGCUUCCGGGAAGCCCUGAGGCAGACCCUGGCUAACGCUAGGAAAUCCGGCCUACUCAGGCGCCUCUGCCCACAGCAGGCAGAGAGUGAAGAGAGCGCUGACAGAGACAAGCCAAACAGUACUGUAGAUACAUCAGAUAGGGCUCUUUAGACAGACCUGUAAGACAGGCAGGGACGACAAAGUGAAAGACAAUCUCUCAUAUAGGCAGGAUCACUGGUUGGCAGGGUAAAAAAUAGUGCAGUUUCCCAAACAAGGAGGGUCAGUGACAGUGGCACGUUAGGUUUUAAGUUCCUUAAAGUGAUAUAUUAAUCAAAAUCAAUGUAAAUAUAAUUAUUUUUCUAUCAAUACAAUGUACUAAGCAUUAAUACACAUCCUACAUAUCUUCUGUGAAUAACCUGUCUACAUGAACCAUAUACAGCAAUGGCUUAGCAUCAAUGUAUGAAAACAACUGGAAUCUAAGUACCUGCAGGUAAUGCAAACUGAACACGCAUGCUUCUAAUCAACACGCUCAGCUAUGUAGUUCAUUUAGCUUUGGAUGGCUAUAAAUGAGAGAGCAUAUGGGAUGUAAGGUGUUGACCUGGGGGAACGCUGGGUUUAGUAUGUGAAUAAAGUGAUACUGAUAUCUCUA
Anguilla rostrata (American eel) is the source of this 1932-nucleotide messenger RNA. Its product is annotated as P2Y purinoceptor 2-like. The record is from RefSeq and is a predicted model, not a curated record. The transcript has 2 exons. Gene Ontology annotation, molecular function: G protein-coupled receptor activity. Bases 432 to 1454 code for a protein of 340 amino acids. Gene Ontology annotation, cellular component: plasma membrane. Gene Ontology annotation, biological process: G protein-coupled receptor signaling pathway. NCBI's taxonomy places the organism in Eukaryota, Metazoa, Chordata, Actinopteri, Anguilliformes, Anguillidae.